AGAGGUUAUUGGUCUAAGAUUUUCGAUAUUUCAGUAAAUAAUGUAUUAAAUAUUAACUUCAUAGCACCAGCACUGAAUGAUAAGUGGUUAUAAAGUAAAUUUAAAUCAUGGCUUUUGCAUCGUUACGUUUUAAUUUCCUGCAGAAAGUGGUGCAAACCGCAACCUACACUACCCUGCUGAAGAGGCCUAUGGCAUAUAAAAGUUCAAUUUCUUUAGAAACAUUGUACCCUAAUAGCUCCUUGAAGCUCACAACACCUGCAUUUCAGCCAGACACCAAUGAGAAGUUCUCUGGCUUCAUUCCUAUCGACAAACUAGAUAUUACAUACAGCGCUAGCUCGGGACCUGGAGGACAGAAUGUCAACAAGUUUGCCAACAAGCUAUCGAAGGAAGGCUACCUAAUCAUCAGGUCGGACACCACCAGGUCACAACAGUUGAACUUGGCGGACUGUAUGCAAAAGCUUCGGAAAAUUAUCCGUGAAGCAGCUGUCACCAAGCGGGAACCUGCUCCUGAAACUGUAGAGAGGAUUAGACAGAGACAUCUGAAAGCGGCGCGCAUGCGUGUUGCAGUCAAACGCGAGGAAUCCCUGAAGCGCGCUAUGCGGCAGUCGCCCACUAUAGACUUAUGAUUUUUCUAUUAAAUUGGGCAUGCACGGCUUGCACAUGUGCUGAACUCUGGGAUACUUACAAACUAAUAAAGAAGUUUAAGUACCUGUCAACGUCAUUAUUUGAUAAACUGUUGCUAAAAAUAUUAACUUUUACAGUCUGUCAAAUAUGAAGUUAGAACAGUAAUCUCAGAAGUUCAGUCGGCCGUAAAGUUUGACUGUUUUAUAGUUACUUCUUAAUAUAAUAUAGUUGUUUAGUUACCUGUGUCUUUAUUUACUUAUUACAUAACUUUGAAAUAUAAAAGAAACAUUUAAAUUGCUGUCUUGGCGUCUCGUCGCGGUUUUUAGGC
Spodoptera littoralis (African cotton leafworm) is the source of this 952-nucleotide messenger RNA. Lineage: Eukaryota; Metazoa; Arthropoda; Insecta; Lepidoptera; Noctuidae. The record is from the annotation of a GenBank genome assembly.